AUGAGAAUCAUGCUGGUGCUGGCCACAGUUGUUGUGGCAAUAAUUGUGGUUGUUCCAAAGAGAGUAAAAGCAGUUCGAGCGUUCUUUGUGUUUGGGGACUCACCGGUUGACAGUGGCAACAACAAUUACUUGCCAACCAUCAUUUUGAAUGUGAUUUUAGGCAAGCGAAUUGGGUCUGAACCCACUUUGCCUUACAUGAGCCCAGAAUUAAAUGGACAAAAGCUUUUGGUUGGGGCCAACUUUGCUUCUGCUGGGAUAGGAAUCCUCAAUGACACCGGCAUCCAAUUUGUUGGCAUUAUCAGAAUGUUCCAGCAGUUUGAAUUGUUUGAGCAGUACCAGCAACGGUUAAGUGCAGUUAUAGGGGCUAAACGAACGAAGAAGGUUGUGAAUGAAGCUCUGGUGCUAAUGACAUUGGGUGGCAACACCUGUGGUAACGACUUUGUUAUUACUCCGAGGUCUCGCCAAUUCACAGUCCCUGACUUCUCUCGCUACCUUAUCUCCCAGUACCGAAGAAUUCUAAUGAGGUUGUAUGAGUUGGGGGCACGGAGGGUGCUGGUGACAGGAACUGGUCCAUUAGGUUGUGUUCCUUCUCAGCUUGCUAUGAGGAGCUCAAACGGGGAGUGUCUGGCCGAGUUACAACAAGCCACACAAAUUUUCAACCCUUUGCUCGAUAACAUGACCAAAGAUCUCAACUCCCAACUUGGUGCUCAUACUUUUGUUUCUGUCAAUGCCUUCCUUAUGAACAUCGACUUCAUCACCAACCCCCAAAAAUAUGGUUUUGUUACAUCUAAGAUGGCAAGUUGUGGACAAGGCCCAUACAAUGGGCUGGGCCCAUGUAACCCCUUGUCUGACCUGUGCCAAAACCGGUAUGCUUAUGCAUUUUGGGAUGCUUUUCAUCCAAGCCAACGUGCACUUGAGUUCAUUGUUGAUGAGAUCUUCAAGGGAACCAGCAACCUUAUGAGCCCUAUAAACCUCAGCACCAUCAUGGUCCUGGACUCAAACAUUUAA
Molecule: messenger RNA, 1008 nt
Organism: Glycine soja
Lineage: Eukaryota; Viridiplantae; Streptophyta; Magnoliopsida; Fabales; Fabaceae
Product: GDSL esterase/lipase At4g28780-like
Exons: 6
Coding region: 1-1008 (335 amino acids)
Molecular function (GO): hydrolase activity, acting on ester bonds
Source: RefSeq, a predicted model, not a curated record